UUUUUUUCAAGACAACCUAACGCUUCACUUAAUGGUUUCCACUCAGAUUAAAUCAAUAAGAAAAACAAUAUCUGUUAACAUAUUUCUCUUUUCUCUCUUACUCAUACCUAAGAGAGCCAUGAUGAUGAGUAAACGUUGUCGUCAUCUCUUAAGUCUAUUGUUCGUCUUUUCUCUUGUGAACUUCCCGUUCAUAACCAUAUCAGAGACGCCAUGUGCGUACCCGUGUUACCCGCCGCCAAUUGGUGGCGGAGGCUCAACUCAACCGGCCGGUUAUUACCCUCAACCGACCGCUUAUUAUCCUCCUUCAACCGGCUAUUAUCACCCUCCUCCAACUGGAAAUGUACCGAAUUACCCUUCUCCACCGUACGAGGGAGGUGAUUACGGCGGUGGAUAUUACGGUCCUCCACCACCGGACCCUAUCUUGCCUUACUUCCCGUUCUACUACAGAAAGCCUCCUCAUCAGACGGAUCAGUCAUCAUCAUCUGCUUCAGUGAAAUCAACGGUCAAGAUCGUAACGAUGGCAAAUAUGUUUGCGGUGCUUGCGUUACUUAUUGAUAACGUUUAGUUUACGAGUUAAAAGUAAGUUUCUUUCUUUGAAACUGUAUGUUACAUUUGCUAUAUAUGAAGUGAUGUGGUGUUUUAGGAUAUGCUCUAGUUUCUGUAAAGAUGAAUUAGCAAGUUGGAAAAAGGGUUUCACCUAUAGGCUAAGUCCUAAGAAAUUUAUUCGUUCCUCCUUUUCUUUUGCAUUGUUACUAUGCUUAAUCAUAUAUGAUCUUUUAAAGCAUUAUGUUUUUUUUUCUUUUUUUUUAAAAGCAUUAUGUUGUUAUUGUCGCAAUGCUAUCACUAGAAUAACCAGUGUGGAGAAAUUCACUUUCA
This is a messenger RNA of Raphanus sativus (radish), 876 nucleotides long. RefSeq names its product leucine-rich repeat extensin-like protein 1. The record is from RefSeq and is a predicted model, not a curated record. The coding region runs from base 32 to 565 and encodes 177 amino acids. The transcript has a single exon. NCBI's taxonomy places the organism in Eukaryota, Viridiplantae, Streptophyta, Magnoliopsida, Brassicales, Brassicaceae.